Molecule: messenger RNA, 2447 nt
Organism: Tripterygium wilfordii
Lineage: Eukaryota; Viridiplantae; Streptophyta; Magnoliopsida; Celastrales; Celastraceae
Exons: 4
Coding region: 70-2166 (698 amino acids)
Source: RefSeq, a predicted model, not a curated record
ACUCUCCACACUCAGAUCCCAAUCCUCAGUCCCCUCUCUCUCUCGCUCACACGCACACUGUGUGUUACGAUGGCCUCACUCACGCCAGGCAUCCUCCUCAAACUCCUCCAAUCCAUGAACUCCACCACCCGAGUCACCGGCGACCAUCGCUCCGCCCUCCUCCAGGUCGUCGGCAUCGUCCCCGCUCUCGCCGGCUCCGACCUCUGGCCCAACCACGGCUUCUACGUUCAACUCUCCGACUCCCUAAACUCCACGUAUGUCUCCCUGUCCGAACGCGACACCGAGCUCAUCCUUUCCAACCGCCUCCAGCUCGGCCAGUUCGUCUAUGUGGAACGCUUCGAUUUCGACUCCCCUGUCCCUCGAGUCUCCGGCAUCCGCCCAAUAGCCGGACGCCAUCCCUUCGUUGGAACUCCCGAGCCUCUUAUCGCCCGAAUUUCUCCUUCCAAAAGAGAAUUUGUCAUUCAACCUGUCUCAGAUUCGGAGUACUCGGUAGAUCCAAUUUCGGUUUAUUUGUCGAACAAGAAGUGUGAAGAGGCUCCGAGGAAAGAAAACAAGGAAGUUAAGGUCGAUGGAAGUAAAAUCGAAAGGAGUAGACCAAGGCAAGCUCUUGCGCCGCGUGACAUGGCAACGAAUGUUGGAAAUUCAGAUGAUUGUAAGGUUCCAGAAAAGCCGCAGAGGUUCUCGUCUCCGGCAGCGGCCAAGAGGUCUGUCUCUACUGGGAAGAAGACCUCAACAGUUGCCGCAGUGGAGAGGGAUCCGUCGCCGGCUGGGAAAGGGAAGAGAUCGGCAUCUCCAGUGCCGUCAAAAUGUGUUGUUCCAAGUUUGGUGGAGGCAAAGGAUGAGAACAGGAAGGUUUCAAGAGAGCCAUCCAUUAUAGUACCGUCAAGGUACAGGCAGCCUUCUCCAAAUGCACGGAGGCAGGCUUCACCUAAUACCCGUAGGGCGUCACUUUCGCCUGGGAGGAGGUUGUCGGGAGGUGUGAAGGUUUCCCCAAUGGUGGCAGACUCUGCAGGGAAGAAGAAGAUGGCAACUAUUGUUGCAGGGAUUUCAAAGGUAUCAGAGGCGCUUGUGGGAUCUGGGAAGAGUGCAAGGAAGAGCUGGGAUGAGCCACCUCCUGUAGUUGGUUCGGUGGAGCAGAAGGAGAAGGGUGAUGGGAAGAAGAAGCCAGAUCUGAAAGCAAUUUUGAGGACUAUGGAUGCUAUGUCUAGACGUUUAAGUGAUGCAAAGCAACCUAGUCCAGAUGAUACUUCAUCCAAUGGGAAAUCAAACCCUAGUUCCCCUGAAGAUUCUCCUCUCCAUGUGAAGCCAACUUGUGCUACUCCAGGAUUCACUGUACAUGAGAAGAAGUGGAGUGAUGGCAGUGUGUCAUUAGAUACUGUCUCUGCUGAUUCUGCAAUGCUGGGGAAGGAGGCUAUGCAAAGGGUAGCUCUUGCUUCAGCGGCUGCAGCUGAAGCAUUGGAGGAGGCCAUUGCUACUGAGUCAAUUGUGAGAAGUUUAAGCAUGUUUGCAGAACUCUCUUCAGCAUCCAAAGCUGGGAAUCCUUUACCCACAAUUGAUAGAUUUUUCUCAAUCUAUGAUGAUGUUGUGAGAUAUAUUGCCAUUGCCGAAUCUAUAGUCAUGAGCCACUGUUCUGAUUCUACAUCUCAUGAUAAUAUUGCGACUGAUCAAUCAAAAUCUGCUUCUCUAUGGGUUGAAGCUGCAUUAGCUACCAAUCUGGAGAUUGUCACACUGUUGAACAAUCAUAAUAAUGAGCAUCCAAGAAAUUUGCCAAAAAGUUUGUCAAAACGACAGUCGCUGAAGGUUGUGUCGCUCCCAUCAGUUAAUCCUAUUGUUGGUGUGUGGACAAGGGGCUACGGGAUGGAAGAGACUGUAAAACUUGGGAUGAAUUUGCAGUCCGAGAUGCAAAUGUGGUUUGCUCAAUUUAUCGAGGAGUCAUUGGAUGCAGGGUUUCGGGUGCUUGGGGAAAGUGCUACUCUGAACUCUAGUUCCAUUGCAGCUGUCUUAUCACAGCUGAAGCGUGUCAAUGAUUGGUUAGACCACAUAGUGUCACAAGGGAAUGAGGUUCUGACAGGAAAGAUUGACCAGCUAAAGAGAAAGAUCUAUGGAUUUGUUAUUCACAAUGUUGGAACAACUUACGAUAAUUCGACACCUCUUACUUCAUCGUGAAAUCUUCUUCUUUUCUGGGCAUUUUCCUUUUCUUUCUAGUAAAUCUCAUCUGUUACAAUUUGAAAAGACUGGAUUCCUACGACAUGUUACUCUAUGUCAUUUUAAUGUGUUUGGAAAUAUUUAAUGUUUCUAUCUUUUUUUUUUUAUCUUUUCCUGCAGAUUAUUGACUUCCCUAGAGGAAAACUGUUGUUGUUUCAAAAUCUUCUCAUUUGAUUCCUUUUCAGUUUGAUUCCGAAUGUAAUUUAUGGUUGUAAAAGAAAAAAAAAACAUCAUUGCCUGUC